Candida dubliniensis CD36 is the source of this 2970-nucleotide messenger RNA. RefSeq lists its product as uncharacterized. Gene Ontology annotation, biological process: TORC2 signaling. Lineage: Eukaryota; Fungi; Ascomycota; Pichiomycetes; Serinales; Debaryomycetaceae. The coding region runs from base 1 to 2970 and encodes 989 amino acids. Gene Ontology annotation, molecular function: phosphatidylinositol-4,5-bisphosphate binding. Gene Ontology annotation, cellular component: plasma membrane; cytoplasm; TORC2 complex. The transcript has a single exon. The record is from RefSeq and is a predicted model, not a curated record.
AUGGCAUUUCCACUUGACCAAUCUGAACUAAUACGCCAUUUACGAACUACAUAUUUGGUGUUGAAUGAAGAUUCCGAUUAUGCAAGAAGAAUCAUAAAGCAUUCGCUGUUGCCGAUCUGCAGUAAUGAAAACACCCCGAGAACCCCAUUUUCUGAUUCCCCUCCAAUCACUUUUGAAAUUGCUAGACAUAUAAAGAAAUCUGUUCAUAACGGGUUAAGAUAUGAUGAUACAUAUAGUUCUCAGCCAAGUUUUAGUACACCCCCUGCAAAGGCUACAAAGAAGAGGCGGAAAAGAAAAUCAAAGAAAACUGUUAAACUACAUAAGGCCAAUCAAACCAACAAGACCCCCACCGCCAAAAAUGAAGCAAUUUUACUUGGUAGCCUUGAUGAAAAUAAUGGUGCCAUGCUUUUAAACUCGGGCUCGUUGGAUAAUACUUCUACUGACUCAAAUAUGGAUUAUCCUUUGGGAUCAACUGCCGAAUCAGAAUUAGCACCAAUAACAGAAUCGAAAGGAGAUGACAUAUUGAUACUAGAGGAUCCAGAUGAAUCAAAUGCAAAUAAUAGUGGCGGCACAACUUUUGGACUAAGGUAUACUAAGACUAUUCGAGGAAGUAGUGGUAGCAGCAAAAAAUCGAGACCCAAAUCAAAAUCAAAAAUACCCAUUGUUAAAUUCUUCCUGUCUGGGAAGGAGAGUGGUUCAGUUUCAGACUCUGAUAGUGAUAGUGAUAGUGAUAUUAAUGAUAGAAAGCUACAACUAUAUCAAAGUGAUAGUAUAAAUUCAACCAAUAAUACCUUGGAGGAAGUUACUACAGAAGACGGAGACAUUACCGAACAGGAAAACGAACCAGAGGUCAUUGAAGUCAAUAAGUCACACAAACCAUCACAAGACAAUAGUGACGUCAUUACUAUAGAUAGUGACUUUGGAGUUCCUGUGAAUUCUCGUGGACAUGUUGUUCAAAAUUAUCAACCAGAGGAACAAGGAGUAUCUGAUGAAGAGAUUGAAGCCGAAAUUGAAGAAGAUUAUGACUCUGUUGAUUCCGAUGAGUAUGAAUAUGAGUAUGAUGAAGAUGGCGAUGAAGAUUCUAAUGAUUCAGAGUUUACUGAUUUGGAUAAUGAUUCCUUAGUGGAUUCAUCGUUGAUUUUAGAUUCUACAUACAACGAGAAUGGAGGUGAUAGCUUUUCAUUUGUUAGAACAAGUAACGUUUCAGAAUUUGAUCCACAGAAAAGCAGAAAAAAGAAGAAGAGUGAUUCAUUUGAUCAGCACACUAUACCAAAAAGCAAUGCCCUCGUUAGACAAAGGUCAUCUUCUGCAGGUAAUAGCAAAUCGUAUUUAGGGUUAACUGCGUUAAGUUAUAAAAACCCAACAUUUAAGUUUGAGAAAAUAGUUCCAAGCAAUCUAGACAAUCCAAAAACCUCUAAAUUGAGUUCACUUAUUCAUUCAAAAUACAAAUCAAACAACACUAAUCCAUUAAAUUAUUAUUCAUUUGUUGAUGCUAGUGCUUCGUCGGUAAAGCAAACAUUGGUUGAUAUAUUUGUGCCACCCAACACAAAGGCUACAUUGACAAAAUUGGCCAUGGUUGAGAAUGUGGCCAUUUCUGAUUGUAUUGGUUUUAUUUUGCUUAAUCUUUGUAAGUUGCCCGAACUGAACGGUAUCAAAGAUUUAAACUACCUCAACCCAAAUCAUUGGCGGUUAGAGUUAGUUGAUGAAGAUGGCGAAAACUACGGAUCAUUUGGCGUUUUGGAUCGUACCAGAUUGCUCUCAUCAUAUAAUAACCCGAAAGAAUUGGCAAUUUGUCGAAUCACUGAUUAUAACGAAAUUAAGAAAAAUGAAGCACAAUCUCCAUUGCCCGUUGAAGUAAAGAAAGAUCUUGAAGUAUUGCAACGUAAACGACACAGUAUUAAUCAAAUUGUGGAAAGUGGAAUUGAAGAUUCAACUGCAGAGAGAAUCGAGUUUCAAAUUGGAGUUUUUGAAUAUGAUGAUGAUGGAUUACCAAGAAAGGAAAUGAUAAAAGUACCUAGUGAUUAUACCAUGGGUCAAGUAUUAAAAGAAUUUUGUGCUCAACAAGGGUUAAUUCUAACAAAAUAUCGAUUUCGGUUAGUGGAUCAAAGUACAGGACAGAGUAGAUUUGUUAAAGAUGUUGAAAAAUGUUCUGAUUUGAAACAAAGGACUCUAGAAUUGAUACCUCUGGAUACUAAAUUGAACCUGAUGAUGAAUGCAAGUUAUGAUGUUGGUAUGAUUGAAGCAAAGAUAACGCCUCUGGAUUUCACGUUACCAAAUAUUACGCCAACGGUAGAACAAAUAGAUGAUAAGAUGCAAAAAUUGAAUUUGAAGGAUACACAUAAACCAACAAGUACACUAUUACCCAAAGAAGAUAAAAAAGCGGCUUCAUUCAAUUCUACUAAUGCCAUUAAACAAGCUAUUACGUCUAAUAAAUAUCUUGAGAAUAUUUUGACAGGUGAUAAUCCAGCGUUACCCAUUAACUUAAAUACAAUUUAUUUCAAGUGGAAAGUAUUGAAGAAUAAUAGUAAGAUGAAAAUUAAGAAUUUCAGUGAAAAGAACUUUAUUAUUGAUGGAGAUUAUAUUCAUUUGACGCCACCUGAUGAUUUGACAAUGAGUAUGCCAGUUGAGUCUUCAGUAAUAAACAUAAAUGGUCAUAAUCAUACCCAUCAUCAUAAUUAUUUGAAUCAUCAGUUCAAUAGGGCCCAUAAUAAGACGCUGACGAAAACUUAUUCUUUCCAUAUAACCCAAAUACUCAAAUUAAAGAAGUACGUUAAAAACCCCAAUUAUUUCAGAAUCAUUAUUCAGAGUCAACAGCUGUUGGCUGAGAAUAAUGAGGUGCUCAAUUCCACUAAGGAGGUUCCCACAAAGAAGUUUUACCUUAUAGCUAUCAAUGAACAGGAAUGUCUGGAAAUUAUAAGCAAAUUAAAGUGGGUCUUGCAAGUAUAUAACUUUUCUAGCGGGGGGUUAUAA